GCAGAAAAGGAGGGGGUUCCCAUCCCAUGGCAAGGCUGCCGCUGGAGCUCUGUCCUCAGACACACGCAGUCGUGGUCCUGCCUGCUUGUCCCAGCUCUGACGUGAGCCCCUUGGGCAGGUUGGCAGCGAGCUUGGAAGGAAGCCCCGUGCGCAGUUGUGAGUGACAUGGCUGAGCAGCUGUCCAAAGAGCAGGUGGCCGAGUUCAAGAAGGUCUUCGAUAGCUUCGACAAGGACGGGAGCGGCACCAUCAGCAUCGAGGAGCUGGGUGCUGUGAUGCGGGAGCUGGGGCAGAAGAUGUCGGAGGCCAAGCUGAGGAUGAUCUUUGAUCAGGUGGACACGGACAGCGACGGCAUCAUCAGCUUCCAGGAGUUCCUGGCAGUGAUGGCCAAGGGGACGCAGGCCUGGGUCAGAGAGGAUGAGCUCCGGGAAGCCUUCCGCGCCUUCGACCUGGACGGCGAUGGCCACAUCAGCGUGGAUGAGCUGAAGCAGGCCAUGGGCCAGCUGGGGGAGAAGACGUCUCAGGAGGAGCUAGAAGUCAUGAUCCAGGAGGCCGACGUGGACCAGGACGGGCGGGUGAACUACCAGGAAUUCGUGCACAUCUUCACCCAGAAGUGAGGCCCCCCCACCCCGCCUCCCCCUCUGCCUGACUCUGGUCCUGCUGCCUGGUCGGGCCCUGCUUCCGUGGUGGUGGGUGGGAGGUGCCUCCCCGUGGAGACGCCUGGCCUCUUCCGGGCCUGGGGUCGGCCCGGUGAGACCUCGCGUGCUUGUGAGAUGGGGUGCUCCCUACGUCUCAGGGGUGCUGUGAGGAGCCCCAGAGUGAUGUGGUGGUUGGAAUAAAAGGGAUGUGAGCUCUGA
Messenger RNA from Hippopotamus amphibius kiboko, 855 nucleotides. RefSeq names its product calmodulin-like. The record is from RefSeq and is a predicted model, not a curated record. Lineage: Eukaryota; Metazoa; Chordata; Mammalia; Artiodactyla; Hippopotamidae. The coding region runs from base 166 to 615 and encodes 149 amino acids. Gene Ontology annotation, molecular function: enzyme regulator activity; calcium ion binding. The transcript has a single exon.